Messenger RNA from Gopherus flavomarginatus (Mexican gopher tortoise), 2425 nucleotides. RefSeq names its product adiponectin, C1Q and collagen domain containing (gene ADIPOQ). The transcript has 3 exons. Gene Ontology annotation, molecular function: protein binding. NCBI's taxonomy places the organism in Eukaryota, Metazoa, Chordata, Testudines, Testudinidae. The record is from RefSeq and is a predicted model, not a curated record. The coding region runs from base 10 to 825 and encodes 271 amino acids.
UGUGGUGGCAUGACUAUUCUCUCGACUGCAUUUCUAAACGGACUGCAGCGAACCAUCCAGGACUCUAAAGCUGCUGAGUUCACAAUGAAACUGGUGCCAAACCUCCUUCUUUGCUUGCUGCUACUGGUGAAACUGUAUCAUACUGAAACAGCAGAUGAAGAACCACAGCCACCUAAAGAGCCUUGUGCAAAUUGGAUGGGAGGAGCACCAGGAUACCCAGGCCACAACGGCGUCCCAGGCAGAGAUGGAAAGGAUGGGAAAGACGGGCAAAAGGGAGAGAAUGGAGAGCCAGGUGAGCCAGGCCCCAAAGGGGAUACUGGAGAGGUAGGAGCUCCUGGCACUGAAGGCCCAAGAGGAUUUCCAGGAAUCCCAGGGAUGAAAGGGGAGAAGGGAGAAGGUGCUUAUGUUUACCGAUCGGCUUUCAGUGUUGGGCUCACCAGCAGAGCCCCUGUCCCCAACAUUCCCAUCAGAUUCACAAAAAUCUUCUACAACGAACAAAAUCACUACGAUGAAACCACGGGGAAGUUCCGCUGCAGCAUCCCAGGCCUGUACUAUUUCACAUACCACCUCACUGUGUAUUUAACAGAUGUGAAAGUCAGUCUGUACAAGAAGGACAAGGCAGUGCUAUUCACCUAUGAUCAGUUCCAGAAAAACAAUGUCGACCAAGCUUCUGGGUCUGUUUUGCUUCACCUGAGUGCCGGAGAAGAAGUUUGGCUUCAAGUGUAUGGAGAAGAAGAAAAAGAAAACAAUGGUGUCUAUGCUGAUAAUAUCAAUGAUUCUACUUUCACAGGUUUCCUCCUUUAUCCAGACUUGGAUCUUCAUUAAAGUGUGAGUCCAGUACAUGAGGGAGGAAAGGAAGGAUUAGCCAAGGAAUUGAUUUGCGAACACUCUAGGUUUUCCUAAGCACUAUUUCCACACUGUGAUUACUAGCAAACAGUGUUUUGUAGGGCUUUAGACUAGGUAUUAUAAUGACCAUGAAUGAAAUCCUGGCCCCAUUGAAAUCAAUGGGAGUUUUUCCAUUGACUUCAGUGGGGCUAUAAUUUCACCCCACAUCACCACUUCUGCCCUCUUUCCAAACUCUGAGCCCAAAUAUCAAUACAUUCACUAAAGAAAUAGACAGAGAUAACAUAGCGUCUAGUCCACUGGGCUCCUGUUCCAUGACAGAGGCUCCUAAGUGCUAUGAUAAUUCAAAUAAUAAAUAUAAUCAUAAAUAAUACAGCUCCUUGAAAUAUUUUUGAAAUUCACAGUUUUGACAAAUUUUGAAUGUCAAUGACAAAAUUCACAAUUUAGAGCUGGCUGAAAUUUUUCAAAAUGUUGAACUUUUCAGUCAAAAUUUCAAUUUUUUAUCAAAAUAAGGAAGAAAGUAUUUCAUGAAAAUUAUAUGAAACUUGUUCCUGCUUUCCACUCAGCUCCAAUAAACACAUCCCAUUGCCAUUGUAAUCCUGCAGUUUACUCGGGCCUUUUAACUCCUCCCAUUGUUUAGUGUUUUUCCUAGUAAUGUUAUGUCUAAUUUAGAUUGCAAGCUCUGUGGGCAGGUGGUGUGUCUUUUUUUAUUUAUCUGGAAAGCAUUACAUACACCCAUCGGGCUACAUAAAUAACCAUGAAAACAACUCAUAGCUACUACCAUCCUGAAUAUUAGAUUGUUCCAGAAGCUUCACUUCUUUAGAGACCAUAUUUCUGUGACUGUUCUAAAAUCAUGGCAUCCCCCUGCAAACAACAUACAGUACCAGAUAUUUGGAGAAUGGGAGGCACCAACAGGCAGCUGGGAAGAUAUUUAAAUGAAAACACAUCUCUAAUUAAAACACUGGAUCUGCACUGUAUUUAAAGAUGUAGCAGUUCAGCACUCAUGCUGUAAUGUGUGUUUGGUUUGACAGUAUCAUAGCUUUAAUUUCAGCUGGAGGUCAGGAAUGAAUUGUUAAUUCACCUAGAAUCUUCUGUGCCUUCUUCUCUAUGAAAAAGCCAGUAGUGCCUUCAGUUUAGCAAUCACCUUUCCAUCCUAUAAAUAUACAUCCAUUAAUGAUUAGAACACCUGUGGGAGAGAUCCUCAUCUGGUGUAAAUGAGCAUAGCUCCAUUGACAUCAAUAGAGCAACACUGAUUCAUGCCAGCAGAGGAAUCGGCCCACUUAUCUGCAAGACUAGUUCUAUGUUGCUAUGAUUAUUAGGAUUGGUGAUCUUAGUAACAUUCCUACCAUGAGCUGAUCUCUCUCAUAGUUUCUUGUUUGAUUUUAUCUAAAAGAAAAUCAGCUUCUCUGAUAGAUUUAGAGAUGAAGAAUCUAGUUUUGCUUUGAUAGGUUGGUUGUUUUGGUUGGUUCCUAAACUGACACAUUACUCUAAAUGUAAAAUAGUAUCACUGCUUCCACUAAAAAUUGUUUUCAUAGCAGUAUUUUCUGCACUCCAAUGAAUUAAUAUAUUAUAAAUAAAAAUA